CCCGGAACGAGUUGAUGGGCUUGGACAAUGCAUUCAAGUAUUUGUCAUGUUCGCAGCAGUUGUCCUUUUCUGGAGUACGCUCGUCGCCGGCGAUAUCGUCCAGGACCUUUUCAACGCCCACAACCUCGCCCGCAAGCACUACGGUAUCCCGGAGUUUGCCUGCCUCGAUAGCCAGCUCAAUAUGCUCAGCCAAGGCCACGCCGACUACGAAGUGAGUCUAGGCGCACUCAACCACGAUGGCUUUGACGCGCGCUGUCUCGGUGUGAGCAACCAAGUCUUGUGCGGCGAGAACACGCUCUUCGACUACGUCGACGACGGUAGCGCGAUGACCGAGAGCUGGAUGGCAUCGCCGCCGCACCGCCUCAACAUCCUCAACGUCAACUACACGCACGCAGGCUUUGGUGUCAAGCAGUCGAGCACGACCGGCAAGUGGUUUGCGACUGCGCUGUUCGCCAGUGCCAACCCGCACAAGGAGGCGAGCUGCGUUCAAACGGCCGCCGAGACUGUCGUUGGCACGAGCGUCGCAACACCAAAGCACCACAAGACGCACCCGCCAUCGACACCCGCGCGAGCGCUGCGCACGACCGAGUAGUUAAAGGAACACUAUGUCACCACAGAUUUGGUGUGUUUAAAACAUGUGUUUUGUACGUUUGAAA
This is a messenger RNA of Saprolegnia diclina VS20, 656 nucleotides long. RefSeq lists its product as hypothetical. The transcript has a single exon. Bases 47 to 592 code for a protein of 181 amino acids. The record is from RefSeq and is a predicted model, not a curated record. Lineage: Eukaryota; Oomycota; Saprolegniomycetes; Saprolegniales; Saprolegniaceae.